CGGGCGUCCCGCCUCCUGUGGAUGCUGCGGUGCUCUCUUGCUGCUCUCUGCUCCGCCUGGCCUAUGUGUUUACAUCUAUGAAAACGCCCCGCUCUUCUAAUAAAUGCGCCCGUCUGGCCCCCUAUCCUUCACCAGCCUAGUUCUUUUAUGCAUGCAAUCGAGCCCAGGGCCCGCUGCUGUCUGCCACUAGAUGCAUGCUGGCGCCCGCCCGGCUGGCGCUCGCGAGAUGCCCAAUAGCGCGAAUUGAUGGAUGGCGGAAGCUAGUUACUAAGCUGGACUCGGAGCCGCGGAGGUAGAACUAGAGAUCUGCACACCAUCCUGGCUCUGCAUCGCCGGGCGGGAUCUCAAGGCUUUGCCAGCCUGCUCACACCGACCCUCAUCAGCGACCACAUCAGUGCCAGCGGGGGAGUAUCCCCGUCCUCCCCCCUGUCUACCGAAGAACCGAGGCGGCCCGGUCCGCGUAGGGAGCGGUUUCCCGCCGGGGCGAUUUGGCAGGUGCGCGCCGUGACUUCCGGCGUUGCCCGGGAGCCGCCGGAGGAGGAGCGGCGCAGGGGAUGCGGCUGUGGCGGCGGCGGCGGCGGCCGAGCGCAGGAGGCGGCUGUGGCGGCGGCUGGGGGCGCGGGCCGGCGAUGGCGCGGCGGCGCUGAGGGCAAGGGUGGGCGGCGGCCGGAGGGCGGGCGGCGCGGGAGGAAGCUGCAGCGGCUCCAUGGCCCAGGCGUGCUGAGGGACACGGCUCUGGCUUCAGCCCGGCAGCGGCCGAACAAUGAAGCUCUUGAAGCCAACCUGGGUCAACCACAAUGGGAAGCCGAUUUUUUCAGUUGAUAUUCACCCUGAUGGGACCAAGUUUGCAACUGGAGGACAAGGGCAGGAUUCUGGGAAGGUUGUGAUCUGGAAUAUGUCUCCAGUCCUCCAGGAGGAUGACGAGAAGGAUGAAAAUAUUCCCAAGAUGCUUUGCCAGAUGGACAAUCACUUAGCAUGUGUGAACUGUGUGCGGUGGUCAAACAGUGGGAUGUAUUUAGCUUCUGGGGGAGAUGACAAACUGAUUAUGGUGUGGAAGCGGGCUACGUACAUUGGGCCCAGCACUGUGUUUGGUUCCAGUGGUAAGCUUGCCAAUGUGGAGCAAUGGCGGUGUGUCUCCAUCCUCCGGAGUCACUCAGGCGAUGUCAUGGAUGUAGCAUGGUCUCCCCAUGAUGCCUGGUUGGCCUCAUGCAGCGUGGAUAACACUGUCGUCAUUUGGAAUGCCGUGAAGUUCCCAGAAAUUCUUGCAACUCUGAGAGGUCAUUCUGGCUUAGUAAAAGGUUUGACUUGGGAUCCCGUUGGUAAAUAUAUUGCCUCUCAAGCUGAUGAUCGAAGUUUGAAGGUAUGGAGGACGCUGGACUGGCAGCUAGAGACUAGCAUCACCAAACCUUUUGAUGAGUGUGGAGGAACGACGCAUGUGCUCCGGCUUAGUUGGUCACCUGAUGGCCAUUACCUGGUAUCUGCCCAUGCCAUGAAUAAUUCUGGCCCCACUGCUCAGAUCAUCGAAAGAGAGGGCUGGAAGACCAACAUGGACUUUGUGGGUCACCGGAAAGCUGUGACUGUUGUGAAAUUCAACCCAAAAAUCUUCAAGAAGAAGCAGAAGAAUGGGAGUUCUACAAAGCCCAGCUGCCCAUACUGCUGCUGUGCUGUUGGCAGCAAGGACCGCUCACUCUCUGUCUGGCUCACAUGCUUGAAACGGCCUCUGGUUGUCAUCCAUGAACUGUUUGACAAGUCCAUCAUGGAUAUUUCCUGGACUCUGAAUGGGUUGGGUAUCCUGGUGUGCUCCAUGGACGGCUCUGUGGCGUUCCUUGAUUUCUCUCAGGAUGAACUCGGAGACCCCCUGAGUGAGGAGGAAAAGAGCCGAAUUCACCAGUCUACCUAUGGCAAGAGCCUGGCAAUAAUGACUGAGGCCCAGCUUUCCACAGCUGUUAUUGAGAACCCUGAGAUGCUCAAGUACCAGCGGAGACAGCAACAGCAGCAGCUGGACCAGAAGAAUGCCACGACUAGGGAGACAAGCUCAGCAUCCUCAGUCACGGGUGUGGUCAAUGGGGAAAGUCUAGAAGAUAUCAGAAAGAAUCUUUUGAAGAAACAAGUGGAAACUCGGACAGCAGAUGGUCGGAGGAGAAUCACGCCUCUUUGCAUAGCACAGCUGGACACUGGGGACUUCUCCACGGCAUUCUUCAACAGCAUCCCACUCUCCAGCUCCCUAGCAGGCACCAUGCUCUCCUCUCCUAGUGGUCAGCAGCUACUACCACUGGACUCCAGUACCCCCUCCUUCGGCGCCUCAAAGCCUUGCACAGAACCAGUGGCAGCCACCAGUGCCAGGCCUACAGGCGAAUCUGUCAGUAAGGACAGUAUGAAUGCUACCUCUACUCCUGCUGCAUCGUCACCCUCUGUGUUAACAACCCCAUCCAAGAUUGAACCCAUGAAAGCAUUUGAUUCCCGGUUCACAGAACGGUCCAAAGCCACACCAGGUGCUCCUUCCUUGACCAGUGUGAUUCCAACAGCUGUUGAAAGGUUGAAAGAGCAGAACCUCGUCAAGGAGCUGCGGUCCCGGGAACUGGAGAGCAGCAGUGACAGCGACGAGAAGGUCCACCUAACCAAGCCCUCUUCACUGUCCAAGCGCAAACUUGAGCUUGAGGUAGAGACGGUGGAAAAGAAGAAGAAAGGUCGCCCUAGGAAGGAUUCACGUCUUUUACCCAUGUCUCUGUCCGUCCAGUCUCCAGCUGCCCUGUCUACAGAGAAGGAGGCCAUGUGUCUGUCUGCACCAGCACUUGCCCUGAAGCUGCCAAUUCCAGGCCCACAGAGAGCGUUCACCCUCCAGGUGAGCUCUGACCCCUCCAUGUACAUUGAGGUGGAGAAUGAAGUGACCACUGUUGGGGGGAUAAGGCUGAGUCGCCUGAAGUGCAACCGUGAAGGGAAGGAGUGGGAGACAGUGCUCAGCAGCCGCGUCCUCACUGCUGCCGGCAGCUGUGAUGUGGUAUGUGUUGCCUGUGAAAAGAGGAUGCUGUCGGUGUUCUCUACCUGUGGUCGCCGUCUCCUCCCUCCCAUCCUCCUUCCAUCUCCAAUCUCUACUUUGCACUGCACGGGCCCCUACGUCAUGGCACUCACCGCUGCAGCCACACUGUCUGUCUGGGAUGUUCACAGACAAGUGGUUGUGGUGAAAGAAGAAUCUCUACACUCCAUCUUGUCAGGAAGUGAUAUGACGGUGUCACAGAUCUUGCUAACACAGCAUGGAAUUCCAGUGAUGAAUUUGUCUGAUGGGAAAGCAUACUGCUUUAAUCCAUCCCUCUCCACAUGGAACCUGGUUUCUGACAAGCAAGAUUCAUUGGCCCAGUGUGCAGACUUCAGGAACAGCCUGCCGUCCCAGGAUGCCAUGCUUUGUUCAGGACCGUUAGCCAUAAUUCAGGGCCGCACCUCCAACUCUGGAAGGCAAGCUGCCCGGCUCUUCUCCGUGCCUCAUGUGGUACAGCAGGAGACCACACUGGCCUACCUAGAGAACCAGGUUGCUGCGGCACUUACCCUGCAGUCAAGCCACGAGUAUCGUCACUGGCUCCUCCUUUAUGCUCGGUACCUUGUGAAUGAAGGGUUUGAAUACCGCCUCCGUGAAAUAUGCAAGGACUUGCUGGGUCCCGUUCACUGCUCCACUGGAAGUCAGUGGGAGUCAACAGUAGUGGUAGGUGCUUUUUUCAUUCUUGCUAUGAGAAUUAUAUCACAAUCAUGA
This is a messenger RNA of Mus caroli (Ryukyu mouse), 3742 nucleotides long. The record is from RefSeq and is a predicted model, not a curated record. NCBI's taxonomy places the organism in Eukaryota, Metazoa, Chordata, Mammalia, Rodentia, Muridae.